UUAUUGAGGACUAUUUUCCACGUUACACCAAUCCAAGAUGGCAGCCUCCUUGGAUGAUUUGGGCUGCACUCAUUACAAAAGAAAAUGUGCUCUCUUGGCACCCUGUUGCAAUAAGGUGUACGCAUGUCGUAUCUGUCAUGAUGACAAGGAAAUUCAUGAAAUUGAUCGCAAGGCUGUGAAGCAGAUCAAGUGCCUUGGUUGUGAAACUUUGCAGGCUGUGGCGGAGGUCUGUGAGAAAUGCAGCGUCAAAUUUGGUUUCUACAGCUGUCUGGUGUGCCGUUUGUUUGACGACACAGAUCGACAGCAGUAUCACUGUGACGACUGUGGAAUAUGCAGAGUUGGUGGGCGGGAAAACUUCUUCCACUGUACAAAGUGUAAUCUCUGCCUGGGAAUCACCCUGAAGGGCUCCCACAAGUGUGUUGAGAACUCCUCUCACAGUAACUGCCCUGUUUGCCUCGAGCUGCUCCAUACGUCCAGAGACAGGCAGACGGUACUGAAAUGUGGCCAUCUUAUACACAGCUCAUGCAUGACGGAAAUGUUAAAGACGUGGAACUAUGCCUGUCCAAUCUGCUCCCAGUCAAUGGUCGAUAUGGAAGAGAUCUGGAAGUCGCUCGAUGAAGAGGUUCAGAGUACACCAAUGCCGGAGGAGUAUCAGAACUUCAACGUUCAGGUCUUGUGUAGGGAUUGCCACCAAGAAAGUCGUGUGCUGUUUCACGUGAUAGGAAUGAAGUGCAAAGAAUGUGGAUCAUAUAACACAUGCAGAACAGCGGACCCCAAUGGCCCAAAUGAGCCAGGGAAUGAAACAGGCCCCAUCCCUGCAGAUGGAGACUUGGAGGAGUUAGAAGUUUAUCACGACGUUAAUGAUGACGAUGAUGAUGAAUGGGAAUCUGUUGAUAGUGAUAGUGAUGCAUCGGAUGAGAUUGCUGCAGAUACGGGGGAGGGGAAUAGCACAGGUGUUGCAAGGAACACUGAGAACAUUGAUAAAGAUAAUAGUGAUGCGAGUAGCUCAAAGACUGGUGGUAAUACUGGGAAAGGUGACAGCUGAUUUGGACUAUCACUCAUCAAAAUUGGCAUUCAUUAUCAUUAAAAACCAUGUUCUGGUGCUGGAACUUCCCUGUCAAGCACAUGAUUACACAAGGACACUAUUAGGGUUGUGAUUGAGUUCUGGCAUAGACUGGCCUUCUGCUUUGAAACUUAGAUUAACUCGACUUGAAGAUACAUUUGUGUCUGUGUCACCUUUGGCUUGCAUAGACAAACCUGUGUGUUGGAUGAUAUGGUCAACUCUACAUUGAGGGUUUUAGUCUCAUUGAAAUAACGGGAGUCUGAGUCUUCCUGAGCCUAGGCUUUGAUGAGCAGUCUAGCAGAGCUGCUUCAUGGGUCAAGAAGGAAACAAAUAAACAAAUAUUAAGCUUAUAGAAUACAAAUGUACUGUAUAUAUUCCCCGACUAAUAAGUUUGGUUUACGUCUUGAAGUAUUAUAAUCUGGGCUCCAUGGUACAAAGAAUUCAAAAAAUGUAUCUUAAUCUUGUGACAGUUGCAAGGUUGCCAUUAGAGUGUGAUCAGGAAGGAUGUGUAUUGGUUCACUUUGUCAAAAUGUUUAUGCAUCAUCUAAUAAAAUCUUAUCAGAAGGCGUUUAUUGACAAAGGACAAAUAGUCUUGUUCGUUUUUCAGAGGGAGGAGGGGUCCAGGGGUUGACGAAUGUGUUUGUGUUUUGGCCUCAUACAAGACAGGAGACGAGGGGGCCUGCCUCAGUUAGGAGAUAGGGGGCUAUCCCUAUUGUUACACCUGCCAAAAGUUGUGAAAGGCAGGAGACUAUUUCUCCUGCUGCACCAGCCACAGAUUUGUGAAAGACGGACUUUCAUCCUUCUACACGUGCUCAGUUGUGAAAGGCAGGGGACUGUGCCUACUGCUACACCAUCCAAAAGUUGUGACAGACAUGAGACUAGUCCUCCAUCUUCACCCACCUUGCAUCAUGAAAGACGGGGCAAUAUUCAGGGUCACACCCGCCUCAGUUUUGAAAAAUAGGGGACCAUUUUCACCUACCAAACCAAAAGUUGUGACUAUUCUUCCUGCUACACCCGCCUUGGGUCAUGAAAGGCAGGAGACCAAGGGACCCGCCUCAGUUGGGAGAUACAGGGGACUAUAAUCCCAAUUGUCACACCUGCCAAAAGUUGUGAAAGGCAGGAGACUAUGCCUCCUGUUACAUCCGCCUUAGGUCAUGAAAGACAGCAGGUGGAAAGACAGGAGACUAAUCUCCGCUUCACCAGCCAAAGGUUGUGAAAGACAAGCAACCACCUCAGUUGUGAAAGACAGAGGGCCAUGUAUCUAUUGUUUCACCUACCAAACGUUGUGACUAUUCUUCCUGCUACACCAGCCACAUUAUUGCGAGUGAAAGACAGUGGAUGUUCUACGGCUAAGCCAGCCAAAAGUUGUGAAAGACAAGACACUAAUCUGGCUACAAUCGCCUUCUGUCAUGAAAGAUAGGGACGAUUUUUCUUUCUACACCAGUCGCAGUGUGUGAAAGACAGGGGACUAUCCCUGCUGUUACACCUGCCAAAAGUUGUUAAGACAGGAAACUACUGAUGCUGCUGCUCCUACUACUACACCCGCCUUUGGGUCAUGAAAAACAGGGGACUUUUCAGGGGGCCCACCUCAGUUUUGAAAGACAGGGACCCGUACCAACCAAAAGCUGCGAAAGACAGGGGGCUAUUCUUCCUAACAAACUUCCCACUGGUUGUGAAAUACAGGGGACAAUUCCUCUUGCUACACCAUUCACAGGGACUUAUCCCCCUGCUUCACCCGUCUCGGUUAUGAAAACCCCCAAGGUUAUAACAGACAUGUUACUAUCCCUAUUGUUACACUGCUCAUAGUUUGUGAAAGACAGGGUACUAUCCCUACUGCCACACUAGCCAUAGGUUGUGAAAGACAGGAGACUAUUCCUCCCCUGGACCAGACACACGUUGUGAAAGACAGGAGACUCAGAGGUGUGCAAAAGCGGAAUCUGGAGCCCCAUGCCGAAUCCAAAAUUAUUUUGGCGGAAUCUCCGAAAAGGACUAUAAUUUUCAAAACGGCAUCGGUGUCGGGCAAUUUCAAUGAUUGAUUCCGCUUUUGGAAUCCCGUAUUAAUCGCUAUCCCUCCGUUUUGCCGCCUAGUCUGGUUCCACUGACCCACGACAGAUGGCGAGCUGGCGCGGUGCCGGAGUCACCACGCCAUGUCUUCUCCGACUGGGUCUUGCGCAUCGCACAUUCUUGACACAGCGUCAAGUUGACGAUUAUUAUCAUGAUUAUUUGCCUGAAUUGAAGAACGGAAUCAUGAUAUUCUAGCUUGGUAAAUGUGGCAUCUGAUGAAAAGAUCUUUGCACAGGUAUGAGACUAUCCCUACUGCUACACCAGUCUAAAGUUUUUGUAAGACAGGCGACCUUUCGUCCUGCUACCCCCGCCUCAGGAUGUGAAAGACAGGAGGCUAUUCCUCCUGUCACAUCCACCUCGGGUAAUAGAAGAAAGGGGCUAUUUUUCCUGCUACACCAGCCAAAAGUUGUGAAAGACCGGAGAUAAUUUCUCUUGCUACACCCGCCUUUACGUAAUGAUAGACAUGGGACUCUUCCUCCGUUACACCAGCCAUAGAUUGUGAAAGGUAGGGGACUUUUCCAACUGUUACACCCGUCUCAGUUUGAAAAGAAUGGGCAUACAAGGACGUGGUGAAAUUCGUCUCAACUGUUCCAUGGUUAUAUUUAUUACAUGUACGCUCUUAUCGUGGA
This is a messenger RNA of Lineus longissimus, 3756 nucleotides long. Its product is annotated as RING finger and CHY zinc finger domain-containing protein 1-like. NCBI's taxonomy places the organism in Eukaryota, Metazoa, Nemertea, Pilidiophora, Heteronemertea, Lineidae. Gene Ontology annotation, molecular function: zinc ion binding. The record is from RefSeq and is a predicted model, not a curated record. The transcript is spliced from 8 exons. The coding region runs from base 38 to 1045 and encodes 335 amino acids.